Molecule: messenger RNA, 8199 nt
Organism: Trematosphaeria pertusa
Lineage: Eukaryota; Fungi; Ascomycota; Dothideomycetes; Pleosporales; Trematosphaeriaceae
Exons: 2
Coding region: 28-7911 (2627 amino acids)
Cellular component (GO): small-subunit processome; nucleolus; 90S preribosome
Source: RefSeq, a predicted model, not a curated record
CUCAGACUUCGCUCACCAAUUCUCGCCAUGGCGGCCAUGUCGAGAGGACCGCUGACGAAGCUACGGACGCCCAAGAAGCCCAGAGGCGGCACUCCCUCGUCGCGAAACCAUUCCUUCGAGUCCUUCUCCCAGCGCAUCGCGAAGCUCAAAAUCGAACCCGUACGCCGCGGUCGUAGCACGAUUCUCGACGAUGCCGAACUCGAUUCCACCUUCUCGUUCUUCCGCGACUCUCUCGCCGAAUGGAGGGACAUCAACAUGUCCGAAGCCUUCACCAGCUUCGCCCGACGAGUCGCCCCUCUCUGCGACUCGCUACCACAGCUCCUCCAUAACGAAGCGGUGAUAUUUGAUAUGCUCGUGGAACGCAUAGAGAAUGGGGACAAGUACAGUGAGGAGCCGCUGCUGAGCCUCUUGGCGCGUUUUGCGCAUGACCUGGGUGUGAGGUUCGAAAAGCAUUUCGAACGGGCAGUCAGGACGGUGUCGCAGUUGGCGGCAAAGCGCCCGGACGCUGAGGUGAUCGAGUGGAGCUUUACAUGCCUGGCCUGGCUCUUCAAGUACCUGUCCAGGCUCCUGGUCCCGGAUCUGAGACCCGUCUUCGACCUGAUGGCGCCACUGCUGGGGAAAGAACACCAGAAAUUGUUCGUAACGAGGUUCGCCGCAGAAUCUCUCAGCUUCCUCGUGCGCAAAGCCGGGGCGGUGCACCACCGAGACAAAGCUCCAUUGAAGUUGAUAACAAGCCACAUCUCGGACCGGUUGAAAGAGCUGCAAGGCACAGGGCGCGACUAUGAAUUUCAGCAGGGUCUCAUGUACCUCUUCGCGGACUCUAUCAAGGGUGUACAGUGCGGUUUGCACUCAAGCGCCGUGGGCAUAAUACAGGAGAUGCUACUUCUGGUCUACAGCGAGGAUUACGUCUAUUUCCAAACCCCACCUCUCGAACCUGUCCUCGUUGGUGUCAUUACCGCCGUUAUCCACCACUCAGAGGCGGAGAGUUUCCGGCCCCUUUUGGAAGCUAUACUCGGACAAGUCAGGAGUACGUCGCAGGACGUACGUUAUCUCGGAUUAUCCUCACGCUUAGUCUUCGUCGCUUGCGGUGUUAGAAAAGGAUCUCGGGUGGCAGACUGGAAAGCGGUUUUGGACGUCCUUGGCCUCCUCCUAGAUGCGGCCAACAACUCUGCCACGCCGGAUGCUUCGCAUAUGCGAGAAUUCCUUUCAACUGUGUCGAUCGCGUUCCAUUACUGCCCCCUCGAUGCUGCGAUACCCCAUGUCCAAACUCUGGAGAAACUCUGCCGUGGUCGUUGGGAGAACUACUUCCUUCCGUUUUGUAACCUAUUCGCGUCAAGGACAGAUAGAUUUAAUACUCUUCUGCUCUCAUUCUUCAAGAGGUUCAUUGCCCAAAAGGCGCACGAACAUGGGGACCAGCUUUGCGUGGUGUUGCCCGACCUUUACAGGGCGGGGAUCCUAGCGGGCGGCUCGUUGCAGCCGUCUAGCACUUGGCAAGAUCAAAUGGUCCAGCAUUUUUGGAACCUGAUUGCAUCGGACCUCCAAACUGACGACUCCGUGCGGUUAGCAUAUCAAUGCAGUGCUGUUCUCGAAACGAUUGGCUGCCUUAGCCUCUCACAAGAAGGCACGCGGCCUAUCUCGAACCACCUCUACGCUGCACUCAAACGUGCUAUGCAAGUCGACGGUAUGAAAUCCUCUCGACCGAUCGACAUUCUAGCGGCAGGAAACGGUUUCCAAUUCCUAGUUGAAUGUGGGGACAUGAGUAACACUAUACUGGAUAUCUGGCCUUCCUUAUGCUCCGCCUCCCCUAUCUAUGGCCAUCGUCUUCCCUUCUGGCACGCUCUACUCUCCUUCACCGAGAAGAAUGGAAAAAAGCUUGAAAUGGAAGGGCCACACAUGGUACCGUUCAAGCAAGCUAUCAUGAAUUGCAUCGGAUCACCUUCUCAUGACCUGCGCCUCACUGCUCUACGCAUCCUUGAGAUCAUCGCUCCCGAAAGCCAACAGCUACAGGACGUCAUCGCGAUCGAGCAAUCGCCCAUGACCCUAGAAACUCAACGCACCGUGUCCAUGCGCAUCGGGCAACUCAGCAGGACGUACUCGGAAAUUUCUUCGGACGAGUGGGUAGGUGAAGCCAUUCCGACAUUCUGCUUCGGUCUUUUGCACGUUCGGCUCGCAUCAGUCUGGGAUGACGCCUGCGCUGCCUUAAAAGCAAUUUGCGAAACGAAGGAGGGGGAAGGCCAUGUUACACGGAUCGCAUUCAAAUGGCUGAGCCAGGCCAAAACUCAGGAUGACUCCAUCGCCACCGCCAUUAACGUUGCGUCGCCGCCCCGAUAUGUGUCUGAGUUUCAGUGCACAAACGUCAUGCAGCUGGAACAACUGAUAUCGGAAAAGCAGGCCUCUGUCGAAAAUGCAGAGGGAACACUAAAAGGUCGAUUCCACACCGAGAAUGCGAAGGUCUCAUUCGUAAAUCCCUUCAGCAGGACGCAGGCGCUGCGCGUGCUGAAUAGCUUGCCUGCUGUCGCGGAAAAGCGUUCACGGCUCCUCGUUCCUGUAUUACUUGACUGGGCGUUGGACCAGCCUACAACAGCUAGUCUAGCAGACAAUUCCACAGGAGAAGAGUUGCUUGACCAAGAUGGCUCGCGUUGGGGGCGGAAGGACCAAAAGGCAAUGCUUUUGGUUUUCUCAAAGUUCACCAACCCGAAGGUAUUAUAUCGAUCCGCUGAGGUCUACGAGGCUCUGGUGGCGUUAGUAGGCAACGGCGAUGUUGAGAUCCAAAAGGCCGCUCUCAAAGCCGUUCUCACAUGGAAGGAACCUGCCAUCGCGGAUUAUCAAGAAAAUCUGUUCAACCUUCUGGAUGACGCCCGCUUCCGAGAUGAGAUAUCGGUUUUCCUGGACGCUGGCGCUGAGCAUAGUCUCGUGAAGGAAGAGCAUCGUGAUCGGCUACUCCCUGUCCUGCUCCGCCUGUUGUACGGCAAGGUCAUCAGUGGAAAGAAAGACUUGGAUGUAAAGAGGAAGGCUGUCUUUCAAGCUCUAACGAGAUUCGAGGAGAAAGCCACCCAAAAGUUCCUCAGCAUUGCGUUGGGUCCUUUGAGUGGUAUCACCACGCUCCGAGAUGGUGUACUGGAUGAGGAAUUGCUGCAAAUUGAUUUGCAGAACCCGCGCAAACAGGUUGGCAUGUUGACCAUGCUUGAAGACAUGGUCACUACCCUCAAGACAACAAUCCGGCCCUUCGUUGCGCUCAUCGUGGAUCCUCUCCUCUAUUGUCUUAUCAAAGCUUCUCGGUGCCUGUCAAAGGCUAGAGCGUCGGAAAAUGAGACCGAUGAUGUCCAGGACGUUCAAGUGUCGCUGUCCAGGACGAUUCGCCAACGCGCCCUUCAUUCUUUGAACGUCCUAUUCGAGAGUUGCCCCGACUUUGCCUGGGAUGCCUACUCGCCACACAUCGUCAAGGAGUUGGUAAACCCAAGGCUUCAGCAGUUCCCAAUUGAGACGGCCCAAUCUAUCUCAGGGCUCCUUCGACUCUUCUCUGCCUGGUCCAAAUCCCCCCUAACGGCCCACUUCUUGGUCGAAUACAACCCGGAGAUUCUCACCAAGGUGGUAGAAUGCCUAGGUGUACCAUCAGCUAAGGAUGAAGUGAAGAGGUUCGUUCUGGAUGCCAUCCUUCGAACACUCAUUGCUUCAGUUGCAGACACCGAUAAGUUCCUGAAAAAUCGUAUCCAUUCCGAGAUCCUCCAGCCUUACGCGAAUACGAUCCUCAGCGAGGUUGGCGAUUUCCUCCGAAAGAGCCCGAGCAGAGAAGUCCUUGUGUCUGGGGUUCAGACAGUUGCGGAGCUCGCGCCACAUGUGGUGGGCUCUGCAGAGUCACGCAGCAUGAUCGAAAUUUCCUCGUUUCUCCUUAGACAACCGUCCAAGCGCGUGAAUGCGCCAACUAAACAGGGGCUGCUCAAAAUACUGCACGAGUUCAUUCCGCGCUGUGAUAGCCAAGACAUGGAUGAUCUCUUCGAAGUCGCUUUUGACGCUACCACUCCAUUAUUCGCAUUCUCUCAGGAUAGACAGGUCAGGACCCUCCUCUGCGGUAUCGUCGAAGAUCUUGCAUCUUAUAAGGAUGAGCUGUCACCAAUUGCCGAUCUAUGCCGCGACCUCAACUCUUUCUCCCCCUCCCGGUUGGAUGAGCCUGAUUUCGGUCGCCGUUCGAGCGCAUUCGAUACCAUCAACGGAGAUGAGGUCAAAUCUUACACACUCACGCAAUGGAAGCCGCUAGUUUUCAACAUGCUCUACUUCAUCAAGGAUAAUGACGAGCUCAGCAUCAGAGUCAGCGCGUCCCUAUCUCUCCAGCGCUUUAUCGAAGCCUCCAUCACCGAUGACGUGUUCAAACCCUUCAUAUCUACAGCCGUUCUGCCCGGUAUACAGAACGGGAUGCGAGAAUCCUCGGAGCUUGUCAGGAGCGAGUUCUUGACUGUUCUCGCUCAGCUGGUGAAGACGUACUGCAACUGGGCCCCGAUCGCUGAUUUAUCUGUAUUGCUGUCUGCAGACGAGGAGUCAUCAUUUUACAGUAAUGUUCUGCACAUCCAGGGUCAUCGCCGCCAACGAGCUUUAAGACGACUAGGUUCUCACGCUACACAACUCGAGGCAGGACAUAUUUACCAUCUCUUGAUACCCCUCCUCGAGCAUUUCGUCUUCGAUAAGGCCGACGACGAGAGCGCUAAUAGCCUCGCUGGCGAGACCAUUAAGAGCAUCGCUGCAUUAUGCCAAGGGCUGGAAUGGCCUCAAUUUCGUUCUCUGCUAAAGAGGUACAUCGGGUAUCUGAAAAGCAAGGAGGAUAUGCAAAAGACCAUCAUCAAACUCCUUGUAGGGCUGAUGGAUAGCCUGAAUGAAUCUGGGCGCUCGAAAGGCUAUAUCGCGGGUGGAUCACAGAGUGACAAGGCACCCCCAUCCGAAGGUGCUGACGAGGAGACUGUAAUGGACGUGGACAAACCGACUGCCGCACUUUGCAAGACGCUUCCGCAGCAGGAAAAGCUGACCAACGAUCUCGUUAACAACGUACUUCCCGAGUUGACGGAGUUCCUGCACAACAAGGACGAAUCAACUGUCAGUCUCCGAGUUCCCAUCGCGAUCGCGGUGACGAAGGUACUCCUUGUCCUACCGCCUCGUGAGAUCGAAGCACGGCUUCCAUCGCUUCUGUUGGACAUAUGUCACAUCCUCAGGAGUCGGUCCCAAGACAGCAGAGACAUGUCUAGGAACACCCUCACUGAAAUCGUCACGUUUACUGGCCCGACUUACUUGAGCUUCGUUCUGAAAGCCUUACGAACCGCACUCCAACGAGGCUACCAACUCCACGUCCUCUCAUUCACGCUGCACAGUAUUCUGGUCAAGUUAUCGGAGCAACUCAAGCCGGGGGACCUGGACUAUUGCCUUACGGAUAUCGUUGAUGUCAUUAUGGAUGAUACGUUCGGUAUUACGGGUCAGGAGAAAGAUGCCGAGGACUACAUCAGUAAAAUGAAGGAGGUGAAGAGCAGCAAAAGCUUCGAUACCAUGGACCUUAUCGCGCGGACUGCCACUACAGCGCAUCUGGUUGACCUCGUGCUACCCAUAACGUCACUCUUGCAGGAGAAUCUCGGUGUCAGGACAGUACAGAAGGUUGACGAAUUACUACGCCGCAUAGGCCUGGGUAUACUCCAAAAUCCAACCGUCAAGGAUCGCGACGUGCUGGUGUUCUGUUACGAGUUAAUACAGGAAGUCUAUAAAGCUAGCAACAGCGCAGAUGCCGCUCCAAAGGUGCUUCCCAGGAACAGGAAAUAUCUCGUCAACAUGAAAGGCGCCGCGAAGUCUGGUGCGCGACACUCAGCGACGUCCUACCUCUACAAGGCCACUCGCUUCAGCCUCGACAUCCUGCGCACUGUUCUACGCAAACACGAGGAACUGCAGACGCCCCAAAACUUAGCCGGAUUUUUACCUGUCAUUGGCGACGCAUUGAUACAAGGCCACGAGGAGGUACAAAUAUCCGCCAUCCGUCUUCUCAGUAUAAUCAUGGGACGAAAAUUUCCAGAGUUGGACGAGAACUGCCCCGUUUAUGUGACAGAAGCCGUACGGGCCAUCAAAGGUGCCCCGUCGUCCAACAGCGAGAUUGCCCAAGCAUCCCUCAAGUUGAUCUCGGCUGUCCUACGAGAGCGACCCAAUGUCGAAGUCAAAGAGCGUGAUCUCGCGCUCCUCCUAAAGCGGAUUAUCCCCGACCUGGAUGAGCCUGACCGCCAGGGUGUUACGUUUGCUUUCCUGAGGGCAAUCAUGAACAGGAAGCUCGUGAUUGCCGAGAUUUACGAGGUCAUGGACACAGUCGCGGCAAUGAUGGUCACAAACCAUACUAGGUCUGCCAGAGACCUCGCAAGGAGCAGUUACUUCCAGUUUCUGAUGGAGUACCCACAAGCGAAGAAUCGGUUCAAGAAGCAGUUGGAAUUCUUGCUGAAGAACUUGCGGUACGACUACGUUGAGGGAAGACAGUCCAUCAUGGAGGCCUUAAACUUGGUGCUCACCAAGGUCGGAGAUAACGUCCUGCAAGACCAGCUGAGCUUAAUGUUCAUUCCUCUGAUCCAUUCCAUGGCGAAUGACGACUCGAGCGACUGCCGCACGAUGGCCGGGGCUCUUGUCAAGAAAAUUUUAGAACGCGCGGACUCGCAGCGGUUGAAAAGCUUCACUACCGAUCUUAGGAGCUGGCUGGGACAGGACGAAGACGCGGGCCUGAAGCGUCUUGGCAUUCAAUGCUGGGGCCUGUAUUUUGAAGUAGCCGAUGCUAAACCGAAAGAGCUGGCAUUCGUGCUUGAGCAGCUUCAGUCGAGCGUGGAGGGCUGCCUUGAGCGUCGCGACGGGGACGGCUGGGAGCUCAUUUACUACUCUCUAACAGUCUUCUCAAAGCUCUGCAAGUCACACCCAGACACAACUCUUUCGUCGGACAAGAAGAGCUUUUGGGUCGCCGUCCAAGCUUGCGUUUCGUACCCCCAUGCUUGGGUCAAGCUCACGGCUGCAAAGCUUCUGGGAACCUAUUUUGCCGAUCUCGCCAGCACAAAUGGCGAUGCUGGCCUCGACAAACUGCCCUUGCAAGGCUCCCGUGGCCUUCAGUUGACCGAAGAGGACAUGCUCCGGCUUACAAACUCCCUCCUCAAGAACCUCUCCAUGCCAAAUGUCAGCGAAGAUUUGUGCGCGCAGAGCGUCCGCAACCUGGCCUUCCUAGCACGAUGUCUAGCCGCGAACGGCGCGAAGUGGAACUGGCAGAAGGUGGAUGAUGACGAUGAGGUGGAGGAUACCACUAUAGACGAUGCGAAUGGCGUCACCAACGGGGAUGCGGAAUCCUCAGCGGAGGAAUGGGGCGGGUUCUCCCCACAACCCGAGGAACCGGACACAAAGAAGAGCAGUAGCGCGCCUCCAACUGCUAUCCACCGCCUCAUGACGCGCCUCUCGGGCCUCAUCCGCCGCGAGACCAAGAUCAUGAAGCUCGCGUCCCUCUACCCCAAAUCCGCCACCAUGACCCUCCUCGAAACGCUCUGUACCAAGCUCCCUGUCCCCUCCCUAACCACAUCCCUCUCGCACCUCCUCACCACCCUCUCUACACUCGUCGACCCGGCGACCACCAUCCCGCGCUCCACAGACUCCGCCUUCAACGACACGUACCGCGCGCUCAUCGACAAAGCGCGCGAAGUCAUGGACGUCCUGCAGAAGCGCAUGGGCACGCCGGAGUAUCUGAAGGUUAUCGGGGAUGUGCAGCGGGGCAUGCGGCAGCGGAGGGAGGAGCGCAGACAGAAGAGGAAGAUCGAGGCGGUGGCGCAGCCGGAGAAGUUUGCGAGGGACAAGAGGAGGAGGAAUGAUGUUAAGAGGGUGAAGAGGCAGGAGAAGGCGGCGGAGUAUAAGGGGAAGAGACGGGGGUGGUAAAGUGAAGUGAAGUGAAUAUGGUGUUUGUGAUGCGGUGUGAUGGAGGGUAUGAGAUUGCAUUGCGCGGCGUUUUAAGGGGCCAAAAGUGGGAUUUGGCCGGAGUCUGUGGGGUUGGUAGAUGCAUAGAACUUGAAUGAUGAUAACGAUACCCCGUUUCAAUCACCGCCUCUCGCGCUUAGUGCUCCAUCUUGACCCUCCUUCGCGUCAAUCCAAUCCAACGCACCCAUUCUCCCGCGAACACUCAUCCUUAAAAUGCAGCCCUCAGCAUCCUUCCAUCGUACCUCAACC